Formica exsecta is the source of this 3256-nucleotide messenger RNA. Its product is annotated as homeobox protein Nkx-2.5-like. Bases 830 to 1840 code for a protein of 336 amino acids. The transcript has 3 exons. Gene Ontology annotation, biological process: cell differentiation; regulation of transcription by RNA polymerase II. NCBI's taxonomy places the organism in Eukaryota, Metazoa, Arthropoda, Insecta, Hymenoptera, Formicidae. Gene Ontology annotation, cellular component: nucleus. Gene Ontology annotation, molecular function: DNA-binding transcription factor activity, RNA polymerase II-specific; RNA polymerase II cis-regulatory region sequence-specific DNA binding. The record is from RefSeq and is a predicted model, not a curated record.
AAUGAGAGGAGAGGUGGAUCAUCUCUUCAAUACGUAGCGAGAGAUCGAUAGCUGAUGAGAACAUAGUCAGAAUUUGAUAAACGCUGAACUUCGCCUCUCGGGAGAUAAAACCGUUUCGAGAUCAUCUAUGUGAAACUAGAGAGACUUUCAUGAAAUAGAAAGAGAAACGGGAAGAGAGAAAGAGAAAGGCAAAGAAGAGCAAGCGUCUCUUAGGUGGGGGUUGUUGGAGCAAAAGAGGGAGGCUCUUUACGAGGGAGGAAGGGAGAGUCGCGGGUUGAGUGUGGUAAUUCGAAAAAUAAGUCUCCGCGGGCGACAAGCACACUUGACCCAAGCACACUCGAAUCGAAAGGGUCGAGCACUUGGGAAUAACAAUUAAUAACGCCAGUCGGCCUACCAGCGAUCCUCUGGCUGCUCGAGAGCCCCCAGAGAUUAUGUGAACGCGGAAGACAUCUAGCAUUCGUCGGUCGAUUCUCCGCUCCGACGUGUCGGCGACGCUGGUAACGAGCGAGAGUGACAGUUGAGUGAUUGAGAAAAUUCGGUGUAUAAUCUUUUAACUUCAAUAAAUUCGUAAAAGGUGAAAAAGAACCACAAAAAUUAAAAAAGAAAAUGCAAGAUAGUGGAAUUUGGUGACCAUUCGUAUCAUGUGACGCGACGAGCUUUCUCAUGUGUGCACACAAUCGACGAUGAUCGUAAUUAUGAAGAAAAAGAUUGAAAAAAUUUAAAAGAGAGACGAUUAGAGAGAGUGUAGAGAAAAAUCAUUUUUUAGACAGUUUUCAUCGUAAUCAUUGCAAGAUCCGCGAGAAAGCUCGUAGUAGCGAAAUACGGACUGAUGGAGGACGAUAAGCGCAGCGAAGCCUCGCCGAAACUUUCUCAACCGACUCCCUUCAGCAUCGCCGACAUCCUAAGCCGGAGAACCUCCUGCGCGGACUCGAGAAGAUGCGACUUGGAGAAAAUCCAGGCCGUGGUUUCCGCACCGAUGAGAAGACACAAUCGGGAUUACGAGCGCGUAGCAGAGAACGAGCAGCUCGACGGCAACUACGAUCAUGAUCAGGUGAUUCAUUAUCCGAGAUUGCCCACCCCGGAGCUGAAUAUGGCGCACGAGCUGGAUAUCCUGAGAAGGAAUCUGGCGGAAGCAAAUUUAUCAAAUUUUGGAAACAUCCCGCACUUAACCCAGGGAACUUUCAAGCAUCAUCUCGAGACUCUGGAAAAUCUGACGGCGUAUCAGCCUGUUAAGGAACCGAUGGAGACUUCUCACAGACAGCAGGACGAAGCGUUGGACAUGAGUAAAAACAAGUAUUUAGAUGAAGUGGAAGACGACGCAUACGAAACGCAAAAUUCGGGGCAAAGUUUGCAGAAUAGAAAAAAGCGCAGCAGAGCAGCAUUCUCGCAUGCGCAAGUCUAUGAAUUAGAAAGAAGAUUUGCCGCUCAAAAAUAUUUGUCGGGUCCAGAGAGGGCGGAUCUGGCACGCGGCUUGAAAUUGACGGAGACGCAAGUCAAGAUCUGGUUUCAAAAUCGACGAUACAAGACCAAGCGGCGCCAAGAGGAAUUAGGCGCCCUCGUUAAUUCUGGAAGCGCCAGGCGCGUGGCUGUACGCGUCCUGGUACAUCCGGACGAGCAUUUGAGGGGAUUGCCUCUUCGUGGUUCCGGACAACUUCCCGGCCAAAUGUCGGGCCCGCAAAUUCACCCCGCGAACAAAGCGCUCAGCGGUUUCCCAUAUUACUGUCUCCCGUAUCAUCCGCUACUCUGUCCGCCCCUGCACGCCACCCACAUUCAGGUACAAAGCCCGAUCGCGCCUGAUUUCGAUCCGAAUCAAAUCUCGAAAAUCAAGAACGAGAAAUGAACGAUAGAUCGCUCGUGAAAUUUCGAGUAUCGUUUCAUAUCACCAAGAUGGUCACUUUUGUGCAUGAUGUAAAAUACAAUCAUUUAUAGAAUAAUGAUAUCUUAGUAUCGCGAAAUAUCGUGACUUUAUGACUGUCUAAAAAUGUGUUUAAUGACUUGAAACAACAGCAUGCUCAAUCACGCAAUUAAGUACGCAGAAAUCAUGAUCAUCAAAACUGAUCUACAGCGCAAAUGAAUUUCAAUGUCAAAUUUAUUCCGGCGAAAAGAAUGUAUAAUUAUUUAACAAAUUGUUCAUUUAAUAUAAAGAUAUAAUUUAUAGCUGAUAUCCAGAUUUGUCAUAUAUUUGCAAGAGAAAAAAACACGAUAGAGUCAUCUUUUAUAUGGUUCAUGCAUUAUACUUUACAUGUAAUGGCAUAUUUUUCUUGAAAUAAAAAAAAUAGAUUUAAUGAUUCUAAAAAAAAAAAGAAAAAAUAAAAUAUUUUGUAACAUUAACAUCUCAUGUCCACAAAUCCAGUUUAUUAAUGUUAAAAAUUCAAUCAAGAACCACCGAUACAUCAGUCAAUCAAAUCAAAUCAUCAAUGAAAUUUUUAAAUAUUUAUUUUUUAAAUUAUGAGGCUCUUCACGAAAAAGUGUAUCUUGCAUCUUUUUUAUAAUAUCAUAUCAAAGGAUAUGUUCAAAAUACGACUACACCUAUACUAAAUGUUACUAACAAGUUAUGAUAUUUUUCAGUAGCUUAUCUAUAAAAUACGCUCUCUUAACACGUUACUGUUAAGCCUUUCGAUUGUAUUUCAAUAUAUGAGCACUUCAUACAAAAAGUCUGUUUGUUAGAAUCAUAAUAAUAUGCAUAAUAAUUGGAUUUACUACUCAUCUAAUCGAGCUGUCUGAAAUUAUCAUAUAUUUAUUGUAAUUCAAUGACGAUAUAAAAGUGAUGUAAAUUAGCCUGUAAAUAAAUGUAUAAAAUACGAAAUAUUGAUAUUGAGUCUCCUCUAUUUCCUCUAUUAUCUGGGAUAUUAAACUUUAAACUUAAAAAAAAUGGAAAAACUAAAAAAUAAAGUUUUCACAAUCUACUAAUUUAAUGUUUUUUUAUUGACUCUUAUGUAUGUUCUUUAACUUUAAAGUUUCAUAUCUCGAAGGAAAACAGAGAUGAUAUUGUAUGCAACUAUUAUAUUGUAACAUGCCAAAUGACAUCUAGUGCUUUUUACACAAAUUGGGAGAGUAUUGGCAGACGUAUAAAUUGCGACGCAUGAUUCUUAAGUGAAAACGGAAAAUGUGUUCUUCAAAUUACCUCUAAAACAUGUGCAAUUACUAGCGGACUGUGUGCAAUGUAUAAAAAGUAUGAAUUAAAUAUCUAAUGCUAAUGCAAUUUGUUUAAUGUGCGUCACGAGUGUACUAUGUUCAAAUUCAAUUUAUUGUUUAA